UUUUUAGAAUGUAUUUAUUUUCGUAUUUCCCAAUUACUUUAAUUAUUUUGAUUAAUUUCUUUUCAAUAUUCGAAUCGGCAGUAUUUAAUGUUAAUAUUCACCCAUUAAAACCGAAACAAAAAAAUAUAUUAAAUAAAUGGCAUAAAAGCAUUAAACAUUUUGGAUUUUUAAAUAAAUUAGCAAAAAAUGUUUUAAAUGGAAACGAAGGGGAAUCUGCCGAAAUUGAUGAUAUAGAUAUUACAGAAGACCGUUAUUAUUAUCGAACUUGGCUUAAUCCACAAGGAACAAUUAAAUUGGGAAUUCCUCCACAAGAUUUUAUCGUUGCUUUCUCGACACGCUCACCAGAUACUUUUGUAGCUCAAAGUGGCAGUGUUACUUGGGACAAUUUUUUAACAUUUGAUAAAACUAAAUCAUAUACAUAUAGCUCUAAUAGAGAUAUUUUUGAAGACUCGCUUUUUGGAACCUCUAAAAAUCCAUAUGUACUUAAUUGUGAUAAUCAUAACAAAGGUGUUAUUGGAAAGGACCUUGUUACGUUAGGUGAUACUUUAGUUCUCCCUCUAAAAUUUGGUUUAAUACAAAAUGUAACAAUACAGCAAUGUAUGGAUUGGAAAGAUUCUGAUAUUGAGGGAAUGUUUGGAUUAGCUCUUUUUGAUUCUUCAAAUGGAAUUCCUUCAACUUUGAAACAAUUAGCUCCAAUUUUAGAUAAACCUGUAUUUAGUGUUCUUACUGAUGGAGAUACAAUGAAUAAUGUUGAAUAUCAUAUGAAAAUAGGUUCUUCAGAAAUUGAGGGACGUUGUCGUUCUAAAGAUUACAUUUAUUUCCCUUCAACGAGUGCUGAAAUUGACGAAUCCAAAAAAGAUGGAUAUCAUACUCGUUUGUUGUCAAUUGAAUUAAAAUAUAAAAAUGGAAGUUUUUCUCGUUGGAAUUUACCUUCUAAAACAGAUAUUGAAUUUACUCGAUUAGUCAAUGAUGAAUUAGGGAAUUAUGAAAGUCAUAUAUAUGGUGAUAUUGAAACAGUUAAUGAAAUAAAUAAACAAUUAGGUGGAAAAUUAGAAUAUUGGCAGGAUUAUAUACAAUAUAUUCCUUGUAACGGAAUUGAUAUGCCUUUAAUUGUGCUUACAAUGGGAAAUAAAACACAUAGGUCAGAAUGGGCAAUACCUCCUGAAGAAUAUUCUAUUGAAUGGUAUGAAGAUAGAUGUCUUUCUUUAUUUCAACAUCAUACAUGGUUUGGUGCAUGGACAUCAUUAGAUUAUCACACGCAAAAUUGUUUUGCCAUAAGCUUUGGUGUCGAGGGGAAUAUGAUUGGAAUGGCUAGACCGAUUGGGGGAAAUAAAUUAAAGAAAAUAGGCAAAAAAGGAAUUAAUAUUAAUAAAUAA
Molecule: messenger RNA, 1376 nt
Organism: Meloidogyne enterolobii
Lineage: Eukaryota; Metazoa; Nematoda; Chromadorea; Rhabditida; Meloidogynidae
Source: the annotation of a GenBank genome assembly